CAUUUCCAAUUUGUGUCUCCGUGAAAAGGAAAACCAAGUGUUAUACUCCGUGGGAAAAUCCAAAGAGUUGUGUGUAUGGUAACACUGAAGCUGUUUGAUCGUGAAAUAGUGUAAAAGAAAAAAAUAGAGUGCAAUAGGGUAUCAUAAAAAGUUUUUUUUUAUAAUUUCAAAGAAAGGUUAAAAACAAAUAACACACCGUCCCAAUGUUUAUUGUUGUAUAAGUAAACAAGCAUAGUAACCAAAAUUGUUUACGAUAUUUACAACGUCUCAAGUUAUGUAUUUUUGUAUAUGGAACUUUUUUUUAUUCGAAUAAAAUAUGACAUCUGUUGUCACAGAACUGUUGCAGUCUGCAGGAAAAUUAAAUAGAGAAACCAUAGAAUUAAAGAUUAAUGAUUUAAAGACAAAACUUGAAACUAUUAAACAAGAAGUUCAACAUAGUUUGGAAAAUCAGUACAAGGACUUUAUCCCACAGUAUCUCAAGCUUGAUGAUAUAAUCAAAAAUUUGGAUAAAAUUAGUAGUCGAUAUGAAGCAUUACACAACCAUAUUGAAAAAGAGCUCAAACCACAGAUGGUCAGUUCUGUUACAGAAUUUCAUGAUGUUGUAGAAGACCUAAAGAGGGCAAAAAAACUGGAAAUCAUAGCAUCAAACCUUAUUUUAUUGUAUCAGUAUUUAGAUAAAGAAAAAAGCGCAUUGUUGCAAACUUCAUAUGUUAAUGCUGCUCAAUAUCUAAUAGACUUUGAAAAUGUGUAUAAUUCUGUAGAUUUAGAAAAUCGAGCAGAUAUAGCUGUUUUACAUUCUCUCAGAACUGAGUUUAUACUGGCUAGAGAAAAUCUAAUAUACCAUUUGGGAAAAGUUUGGCAGCAAAAACUUGUAAUUAGCUGGUUUGAAGAAGGUAAUGAUAGAAAAGUUGUGUUUACAAUACAUAAAAAUGCACAUGAAGAUAAAGAAUUGUUUAGAGCUUUGAAGUUGCUCAAUAAUCUUUUGCCUCUGUUGAAGCAGUUUGGAAAACUAUUUUUAAACAUGAUUUGUGAUACUGUGCUACUGAACACUAUUAAAAUUGAAAAAUCAGAAAUGUCAUCUGUUUUAACAAUCAAUAUUAUCAGUGUACAAAGUCCAACUCCAGUAAAAGUAUUUGAAGCGCUAAGUUGUAUUUUUAAUUUUCUUUAUGAAGAAUUCUUUCAUUUACCAAAUACUGCAGUAGAAAAUACACAUUCUUCUUCAACCAUGAAUGAUUUUGGAAUGGCAAUUGGUGAUGAUUUUUGCUCUUUAGUAAUUGAAAAAUGCUUGAAGUCAGCAAUUCCCAAACAAAGCAACCAACUGGAAAAUUUUCGCAAAGAAAUUCAGGCAGCUGAAAAUUUUUGUAAUACUCUGAAACAGCUGGAAUUUUUUAGUAUGUCUGAAAAUAAACUUCUGAAUUUUAUACAUAAUGUUGACACCCUGCCAGUAAAUAAGAUGGCUCAGGAUAUCUUGAGUAGAGCCCGAUUAUUGAUGCGAAAGGGUUUACAUGAAACUAUGACCAUUGGUGAAGAAUCUGCUGCAGUCUUGGAAAAUGAAAAUUCUCAUGAUUUGAAUGAAAUCGCUAGAACAAAAAGUGGCCUCAGUAAAACUACAUUUUUGUUUCCUAAAUGCCAGAUAAGUGUUUCAGUAAAAGAACUGCAGAAUCUUCUUUAUGAAGUUAAAAAUGAAGCAAAAAUUAUUGGAUCUGUACAUUCUGUGCGACUGUAUUAUGUUGCCAGAAAUAUAUGUGAAUUGUAUUGUUGUGUUGUACCUACUUUUCAUAAAGAUGAAAUUGAAAAUAUACCUCUUCAAACAGCUAUAUUCCACAAUAAUUGCAUGUAUUUAGCACACUGCCUUUGUACUCUUGGUAACCAUUACAAGUGUGAUCUUACACCAAAUAUUCCGAUGACUUUUAUUGACUUGGUGCCAGAAAUUCGAAAACUGGGGACAGAAGCUUUCCUUUUUCAAAUGAGACAUCAAAGACAACAGCUUCUUCAGUUAUUAAAAGAACAGAAAGAUUACCAAAGUAUCAUGGUUGAUGAUGGUCUAGUUAAUAAAGCUGAAAAAGCCAUUCGACAGUGCCUUUGCCAGCUGCAACUAUUAAAAAAAGUGUGGUCUGAUGUUCUACCAGUGGAAGUAUAUUUUAAAGCAAUUGGGACUUUACUGAAUACUUGCUUAGAAGAAAUAAUUGCAAAUAUAUUACUAAUAGAAGAUAUAGCAGCAGAAGCUGCUGCAAAAUUGGAUAGCAUCUUUGAUAUACUUUUAAAGGAAGGGCCUGACCUUUUCAAGGUAUCAUCCAUAGAUAAAAGUAAUUUAAUACAUCUCUAUGUCCGAAGCUUGUUCAAGUUCCAGGAAUUGCAAUUAAUAUUCAGUGCUAGUAUGAAAGAAAUUGUUGAUCGAUGGGCUAGUGGCAAAGGUCCUUUAGCUACACAUUUUAAAUCAGAGGAAGUAAAACAUCUUAUUAGAUCUUUAUUUCAAAAUACUGAAAGACGAGCUGCAGCUUUAGCUAAAAUAAAGUGAUAUCAUUUGUAUGAGAAAAACCUUCAAGUGCCAUCUAAAUAUUUCAUAUUUUAUAAAUAAUUAUAUAAAGAAAGAUCUUUUUUAACACUUUUAUAUAGAAAAUUAAAUGAAUUUGUUUAUUUUGCAUUCUACAUAAUUGUUCAAAUGUUUUCUGGAAUUUUUCUGAUUUGCUAGUAAAACACCAUUCUAAGUGUU
Molecule: messenger RNA, 2713 nt
Organism: Stegodyphus dumicola
Lineage: Eukaryota; Metazoa; Arthropoda; Arachnida; Araneae; Eresidae
Product: centromere/kinetochore protein zw10 homolog
Biological process (GO): mitotic spindle assembly checkpoint signaling; mitotic cell cycle; endoplasmic reticulum to Golgi vesicle-mediated transport
Cellular component (GO): chromosome, centromeric region; RZZ complex; nucleus
Source: RefSeq, a predicted model, not a curated record